This is a messenger RNA of Dimorphilus gyrociliatus, 586 nucleotides long. The record is from the annotation of a GenBank genome assembly. Lineage: Eukaryota; Metazoa; Annelida; Polychaeta; Dinophilidae.
UAUGGCUUGUUGGUUUCCCGUAUCAAUCCUUGGUCUUAUAUCAAUGAACAACAAUAUUGUUCUUGAGAAAUCAUUAUAUCGUUGGAUUGCCCUAUUUCUUAUUCCGUUAAAUAGCGUCUUAAAUCCAUUAUUUUAUUCUGGUGGUGAAAUUUUAGCAAUAGUAAAGCGUCUAAAACUUAAAGGAGAAACCCAUUUGAGACAAGCUUUAGAAGAUCUUCGUAAGACUCAAAAGGACAAUUAUACUCUAUUCUUUAAAAGUUCUAAUAAAAAAAAGAUAAUAUUUGAUAAUUGCCCAUUCAAAAAGUGGCAAUUUACAACCGUCAAACGCCAUAUUGGAAUUGUCAAUGUUCUUGCCAUAUUUAAAGAUCUGGCAAUCGCUUUGGAUUUAAUACAUGGCUUUAAUUUUAUGAUUGAUAAAAAUGAUAAUAAAUGUAUUGUUUAUAGAGAAAUGAAUAAAAAGAUUUCGUGCUCCAUUUUAUUGAAGAAUACCGUAUUUGCGAAAAAUGAAAAGGAUAUGAAGAAAGAUAUUAUGAUUGUUGCAGAACUAGUUGAAAAUCUUUUAAAAUCUCGAAAUAAAGCUGAAUAA